UCCCCGAACCCUCCCAAAUUUCCCUCCCUUUCUCACUCCUGCCCCAUCCCCAUCUCCUUCCCCCGUCUCCGCCGCCGCCGCCGAAAUCAUCCGCCAUGGCCGCCGCCUCAACGAAGAUCAUCGACUUCGCCGCGGAGAGAGCGCUCGCCAAGGACUUCCUCUCCAACUUCGCCGGCCCCCGCGGCGAGCCCAAGUACCUGAACAUCCUCCAAGAUGUCGCGAACAGGAAGAUCCGCGCGGUCCAGAUCGAGCUGGACGACCUAUUCCAUUACAAGGAUGCGGACGACGAGUUCUUGCAGAGGGUCACGGAGAACACGAAGCGCUACAUUGGCAUAUUCGCGGAGGCCAUCGACGAGCUCAUGCCGGAGUCGACGGAGGCGUACGUCGUCGACGAGGACCGAGACAUCUUGAUGACGCAGCGCGUCGAUGAGGGGGCCGAUGGUGGCGCCGACGGCACCGACCCCCUGCAGAAGAUGCCGCCGGAGAUCAGACGGUUCUUUGAGGUCUACAUCAAGGCGUUCUCAAAGGUUACUCCACUAACCAUUAGGCAAGUGAAGGCAUCCAACAUCGGGCAGCUUGUCAAAAUAUCUGGGAUUGUGACUCGUUGCUCGGACGUGAAGCCCUUGAUGCAAGUUGCUGUUUAUACAUGUGAAGAAUGUGGUUUUGAGAUAUAUCAGGAAGUGACUGCUAGAGUAUUUAUGCCUCUCUUUGAAUGUCCAUCUCAAAGAUGCAAGCUGAACAAAGCCAAAGGGAAUUUAAUCCUUCAACUGCGAGCAUCAAAAUUUCUGAAGUUUCAGGAGGUGAAACUGCAAGAGUUAGCAGAACAUGUACCAAAGGGUCACAUCCCACGUUCUCUGACUGUUCAUCUUAGAGGAGAACUGACGAGAAAGGUUGCACCUGGAGAUGUGGUUGAGAUGUCAGGCAUUUUCCUCCCCAUGCCUUACUUUGGAUUCAGAGCCAUGCGUGCUGGAUUGGUUGCUGAUACCUACUUGGAAGCAAUGUCUAUCACCCAUUUCAAGAAAAAAUAUGAAGAAUAUGAACUUAAAGGUGAUGAACAAGAACAAAUUGACCGGUUGGCUGAGGAUGGUGAUAUAUACAAUAAGUUGGCAAGGUCUUUGGCACCUGAAAUAUUCGGACAUGAAGAUGUAAAAAAAGCACUGUUGUUGCUACUUGUUGGUGCACCUCAUCGAAAGCUCGUAGAUGGCAUGAAGAUUAGAGGAGAUCUGCACAUAUGCCUAAUGGGAGAUCCUGGUGUUGCAAAGAGUCAACUUCUAAAACAUAUCAUCAAUGUUGCUCCUAGAGGAGUGUACACCACAGGGCGUGGAAGCAGUGGUGUUGGUCUUACAGCUGCCGUCCAGAAAGAUCCAGUUACAAAUGAAUUUGUUCUCGAGGGAGGAGCACUGGUACUAGCAGAUAUGGGUAUUUGUGCAAUAGACGAGUUUGACAAGAUGGAAGAGUCAGACAGGACGGCAAUUCAUGAGGUCAUGGAGCAGCAGACAGUUAGCAUUGCGAAGGCUGGAAUCACCACCUCCCUUAAUGCAAGAACGGCAGUUUUGGCUGCUGCAAAUCCAGCAUGGGGAAGGUAUGAUAUGAGGAGGACCCCAGCUGAAAACAUCAAUCUACCUCCAGCACUUCUGUCUCGUUUCGAUCUCCUUUGGUUGAUCUUGGAUCGUGCGGACAUGGAAAAUGAUCUUGAAAUGGCAAGACAUGUUGUUCAUGUGCAUCAAAACCUUGAAUCACCAGCGCUGGGGUUCACACCACUUGAACCAUCAGUUCUUAGGGCAUACAUAUCUGCUGCAAGAAGAGUUGUUCCUUCUGUUCCUCGAGAGCUUGAGGAAUACAUUGCAACUGCCUAUUCGAGCAUCCGCCAAGAGGAAGCGAAAUCAAAUGCACCACAUUCCUACACAACUAUCAGGACUCUUUUGAGCAUACUCCGUAUAUCUAUUGCUCUGGCAAGGCUUAGAUUUUCAGAAACCGUCGCUCAGAGCGAUGUCGAUGAAGCGCUUCGGCUGAUGCAGAUGUCAAAGUAUUCUCUGUACUCAGAUGACCGCCAGAGGUCUGGAUUAGACGCAAUUUCUGACAUAUAUUCCAUCCUGAGGGACGAAGCUGCAAGAACAAACAGCAUGGAUGUCAGAUAUGCUCAUGCCCUUAACUUGAUCUCAAGAAAGGGAUACAGUGAGGCUCAACUGAAGGAAUGCUUGGAGGAGUAUGCAUCCCUGAAUGUUUGGCAGAUCCACCCAAACACCUUUGACAUCCACUUCAUAGAUGCAUAAGGCAGGAAGAAUCGAUCUCAUCUCCUUCAAAGUUCUAACAGCCCAUGAUUAGCUCAAUGAUGGAACAUCUAGAGAAUGAAGCUCCAAGAGCUGUGACCAUGGCUAGGGAGGCCAUUGAUCAAGGUCUAACAAGACUGUAAAAGUACUAAUGAUCUUACACAAACUAUCUUUCUCAUUCUCAGUGAUGUUAUUCUGGGUAGAUGUAGCCUGUGAGAAAUGUAUUAGUAGAGGGAGAUAUCGUUAUCAAUUUCCACCUUGUGAGAAGCAUUUGGUUGUUUAGCCAUAUUCUUGACUCUUGUUCAACACUUGAUACCGAAAUGUAUGUA
Oryza brachyantha (malo sina) is the source of this 2599-nucleotide messenger RNA. Its product is annotated as DNA replication licensing factor MCM7. The transcript has 15 exons. Gene Ontology annotation, biological process: DNA replication initiation; DNA replication; DNA strand elongation involved in DNA replication. Gene Ontology annotation, cellular component: MCM complex; nucleus. The coding region runs from base 96 to 2273 and encodes 725 amino acids. The record is from RefSeq and is a predicted model, not a curated record. Gene Ontology annotation, molecular function: ATP binding; single-stranded DNA binding; single-stranded DNA helicase activity. NCBI's taxonomy places the organism in Eukaryota, Viridiplantae, Streptophyta, Magnoliopsida, Poales, Poaceae.